This is a messenger RNA of Funneliformis caledonium, 324 nucleotides long. The record is from the annotation of a GenBank genome assembly. Lineage: Eukaryota; Fungi; Glomeromycota; Glomeromycetes; Glomerales; Glomeraceae.
AUGCAGCAGAAUGAUCACUUGGAUAAAGAGAAUAUUGAUCUAUCCAUUUGCCAAUUGCAAAAUCUGAAAGUUCAUUGUGGUAAAGGCCGUCCGGUUGGUACUAAAAGCAGUCAUGGAAAUUUCUCUAAUCAAGAUAAAGAGUUCAUAUGUGAAUGUGUUGAAGAGUAUUUAAAAACAAUUGGAAAAAUCAAAUGGAAACAAUUACAAAAAAGAAUGCAAAAAGAUCGGUGUGUACCUUGUUCGCAAAUUGAUCUGAAAAAUGGUUGGAACUUAAAGUAUUUACGGGAAGGUGGAGCCGAAGCGCCAGAUGAAGAAGUUAUUUGA